Messenger RNA from Geodia barretti, 886 nucleotides. NCBI's taxonomy places the organism in Eukaryota, Metazoa, Porifera, Demospongiae, Tetractinellida, Geodiidae. The record is from the annotation of a GenBank genome assembly.
CUCUGCCGACCUGAAACUGCCUGGCAUGCUCUAUGGUCAUAUCCUGCGCAGCCCGCACCCCCAUGCCAAUAUCGUCAGUAUUGAUACCAGCGAGGCUGAACAGGUGCCGGGAGUCCUGGCGAUAAUAACUCCUUUUGACGUUCCCCGACGGAUCGUUUCGCCCAUUGCCCAGGACACCAGCAUAUUGGACACCAGGGUCGGUUUUGUAGGAGAUGAGGUCGCCGCCGUCGCCGCGUUGGACGAUGAUGCCGCUUUUCGGGCUCUGUCCCUUAUCCGGGUCGAGUACGAGACGCUGCCCUUUUACACGGAUGCUGAUUCAGCCCUGGCGCCCGACGCUGUUGAAAUUCACCCGGGCGGCAACCUGGCCCUGAAUCCGCCUCUGUCCAUUGGCCGAGGCGACGUGGACCAGGGUUUUGCGGAAGCCGACUUGGUGAGGGAAGAGACCUACAACAUCGCUUGCCACUCUGCCACGCCCAUGGAACCGCGGGCGGCCAUGGCCAGCUGGGAUGGCGACUCGGUAACGGUCUGGAAGUCCACUCGCGGCGUUCACCUGGACCAGGCCGCCUUGGCCCAGGCAUUGGAAAUCCCCGCUGAAAAUGUGCAGAUGAUCGGCCCGUUUCUCGGCGGCGGUUUCGGCAACAAGGACGAGUCUCGUUUGGCGGCCAUAGCGGCCGUCCUGUCCCGGCGGGCCGGAAGGCCGGUGCGGAUUGAGUUUUCCCGCGAGGACGAGUUCGUAGCCGGUCGUACCCGUCAUGCCGGCCGUAUCCACCUCAGGGUCGGCGUCCGGAGGACGGCACGCCUCAGGCCAUUCGUAUGUUGGCACGUCUACCUUAAAUACUGGAGCCUACGCGGCCUCCGGGCCGGGCGUGGCUCGUCGGGCGGGGCA